This is a messenger RNA of Merops nubicus (carmine bee-eater), 507 nucleotides long. RefSeq names its product myosin-7-like. The annotation marks the transcript as partial. Gene Ontology annotation, cellular component: myosin complex; cytoskeleton; cytoplasm. The record is from RefSeq and is a predicted model, not a curated record. Gene Ontology annotation, molecular function: protein serine/threonine kinase activity. Gene Ontology annotation, biological process: actomyosin structure organization; peptidyl-threonine phosphorylation. NCBI's taxonomy places the organism in Eukaryota, Metazoa, Chordata, Aves, Coraciiformes, Meropidae. The transcript has 4 exons.
GCAGCCAUGAUGGCAGAAGAGCUGAAGAAGGAGCAGGACACCAGUGCCCACCUGGAGAGGAUGAAGAGGAAUCUGGAACAGACGGUGAAGGACCUGCAGCACCGCCUGGAUGAGGCUGAGCAGCUGGCUCUGAAGGGAGGCAAGAAGCAACUCCAGAAACUAGAGGCGAGGAUUCAUGAAUUAGAACACGAGCUUCAUGCUGAGCAGAAACGAGGAAUAGAGUCACUGAAAGGUGCUCGGAAGUAUGAACGAAGGCUGAAGGAGCUCACGUACCAGUCUGAAGAGGAUAAGAAAAAUAUUCUCCGGCUCCAGGACCUGGUGGACAAGCUGCAGUUAAAAGUGAAAGCAUACAAGAAACAGGCUGAAGAAGCUGAAGAACAGGCAAAUGCCAAUCUCUCACGAUGCCGCAAGGCCCAGCACGAGCUGGAAGAGGCUGAAGAACGAGCCGAUAUUGCUGAAUGUCAGGUUAACAAGUUGCGAGCCAAAAGUCGUGACAUUGGAGGACAG